AUUUCUGGUAUGAACGCACAAAGCCCUGUCCAUCAAUAAUUAUAAAAAACAUUAGAUGUAGUUCAAAGAGGAUUUGAAGAAAUAGUCUAAAAUAUUCCAAAAUAAUAUCAUGAGCAAUGUAUGAGUUAAAAUGCAAAAAAUGUAGAGAAAUAUGCAUAAUGUAUAAUAAUCUGAUUAUUUUCAAAGGUAUGUAUAAGAAAAGCAAAGUUGUUGAUAAAUAAAUGAAAGCUUUUGAUUUUAAGAUGCUCUUUAUGGGGAUUACAUUUGAUCAAUGCAUCAAGACAAAUUAAGAAGAUUAAUGUAUCUAAAAUGCAAAAACAACUGUGGAAGGGUUUAUCAGUGAUUUUUAAAAGAUUGUUAAAUGA
Messenger RNA from Paramecium sonneborni, 365 nucleotides. Lineage: Eukaryota; Ciliophora; Oligohymenophorea; Peniculida; Parameciidae. The record is from the annotation of a GenBank genome assembly.